AUGUCCGGAAGGCCGAGCGCCGCGCCGCCGAGCGUGCCCGAGGACGCCUACUGCGAGAAGCACCUGGCGCCGCCGCUGCUCUUCUGCGAGGACGACCAGGCCACGCUGUGCGACAAGUGCUACCUGACGCAGGAGCACAGGGACCACACGGUGCUGGGGGUCCAGGAGGCCGCCGAGAACUACAGGAAGGUGUUCCGGGAGCUGCUGCACACCCUGCGGGAGAAGCUCGAAGUCGCGAAAAUCCUGCUCGCCGAGGAGCAAGAGCGGAUGGUGACGGUUCAGGGAGAGGAGCAGAAUUUUAAAGAGGUGAUUAAGUCUGAAUAUAAGAUGAUGUUCCGGUUGGUGACUGAAGAGAAUGAGAUGAACUUCCAGAACCUGCAAGGGUACAUACUCAACCCAAGCUUGAGAGAAGCCAAUCUGACUCAAAUGAUAAUAUUUGCCGCAGAGCUAGAGGAGAGGUACCAGGAAACACUACAGAGACUGAACUGCCUGGGGAGAGAGAACAUGAAUAAACUACAUGAGAGUGAAUUCAGGCUCUAUGAACAGAUCUGGAGCCUCCACAGGAUCACCGCAGACCUAGAGAAGAAGUGUGGGGAAUCCCCCUUAGCAUUGCUCAAGGAUGCACGAUAUUUGGAAUGUGCUGGAUCUCUAGUGCUUCAGCGCCUAGAGCCCGCCCAAGUCAUAGAACCGCACUUAUGCCAAAUACCAGGAAUGAGCAAAGUGCUGGAACUGCUUCAAAGAGCUAUAACUUUGGAUCCCAAAACAGCUCAUUCCUGUCUUGUCUUAUCUGAGGAUCUGAGAAGUGUAAGCCUCAAAAAUGUCCAGCAGGAUGUACCUGGCAACGCAGGGAGAUUUGAUCUUAGUGCUUCUGUGUUGGGUGUGGAGAGCUUCACCUCGGGGAGGCAUUACUGGGAGGUGGAUGUGGGAAAGGCAACAAAAUGGCAGGUGGGCGUCUAUGAAGACACUGCCGGCAGAGUCAUGCCCAAAGUGUCUGGGGAUAAAAUCUUACUCAUGGGAUCGAUGAUGGGAACCGAAUGUACCUUCUGGGUCUUUCCUCCUUUAAAAAGGAUCUCCUUGAGAGAGCAGAUGCACAGAGUUGGAGUUUUCCUAGACUAUAAGUAUGGGCAGAUAGCAUUCUAUGAUGUGACAAAGAAACUCCUCAUUUAUAAUUUCUCUCAUCUUGGCUUCCAAGGAGCUCUGAAGCCCAUAUUUUCUCUUUGUUACCCAAACGGGGGCACACAUUCAGAUUCUCUCAGCAUCUGCCUCCCUGACGUUUUCUUCGUGUAA
Messenger RNA from Miniopterus natalensis, 1287 nucleotides. RefSeq names its product tripartite motif family like 2 (gene TRIML2). NCBI's taxonomy places the organism in Eukaryota, Metazoa, Chordata, Mammalia, Chiroptera, Miniopteridae. The record is from RefSeq and is a predicted model, not a curated record. Gene Ontology annotation, molecular function: zinc ion binding; protein binding.